Messenger RNA from Octopus sinensis (East Asian common octopus), 2557 nucleotides. Its product is annotated as major facilitator superfamily domain-containing protein 1-like. Gene Ontology annotation, biological process: transmembrane transport. NCBI's taxonomy places the organism in Eukaryota, Metazoa, Mollusca, Cephalopoda, Octopoda, Octopodidae. The transcript is spliced from 14 exons. The record is from RefSeq and is a predicted model, not a curated record. The coding region runs from base 153 to 1634 and encodes 493 amino acids. Gene Ontology annotation, molecular function: transmembrane transporter activity.
UCAUAAUUUAUAUCUGAAUGGAUUACUUUAACGAAAGAUCGGGUCGAGUCUGAGGAAGACAAAGUGUAGUGAAAGAACCGCGAAAGCCAAGAACAUUCCACUCAACGUCUUCACACAUUUGAGAAUUUGAAAGGGAAGAAGAACCUACAAAGAUGAUUACAUUGAAAGAACUCUUUUUACAGAAUAGAAAAUUUUUUCGAUUUGUCGUGCUGACUUUAACCAGUCUCCUGUCAUUUGGGGCUAAUUACUGCUAUGAUAUGCCGGCCGUUUUACAAUAUACACUGCAAGAAAAUUGGUCAAACUGUACCAAUCCUGGCCAACAUCACAAAUGUUGUGAAGAAUGCUUAAGUCUCGGAGCCGACCGUUACAACCAGUUAUAUACAUCAUUUUCUUGGUCAAAUGCUUGUAUUGUGAUCUUCUCUGGAUUUCUCACGGACAGAUUCGGUCACAGCAUGUGUUCCCUGCUGUUCUCCUCUUCAAUUGUUGCUGGAGCUGGCCUCUUCACCCUUUCAGUCAUUUCCAAUUUACGGCGGGCGGUCGCUAUGUAUCCGUUGAUGUUAGUUGGCCGAAUGUUAUUAGGUAUCGGCAGUGGAUCUCUUCGAAUCGUUCAAGACAGAAUUGUAGCAUUUUGGUUUCAGAAGAAUGAACUAGCAACGGCCUAUGGCAUCAUUAUGGCAAUCGCUCGACUUGGUAGUGUGAUGAAUUUUUUAAUGACUAAAAACUUGGAAUAUCACUUUGGUUUAACCAAAACACUUUUUUUUGGUUUUUCUCUGUGUCUGUUCAGUCUUGGUUUGGCAUGUCUAUUGGCCAUGAUAGAAUAUUCAGUUAAAGACGACGACGACGACGGCACAACUCAGAACAAACAACAUAAAGUAGCCUCCCUGCGUGAUUUGAAACAGCUUUCUUGUCUUUAUUGGUUGAUAAACAUCUCCAGAUUGUUUUUCUUCAAUGCUGUGGUACAGUUCGUGGUGGAUUCGACGGAAUUUUUCCAAGACAAAUAUAAAAUAAGUCCUGAACGUUCAGCUUAUAUAAUCGGAGCAAUCUAUGAUGUCGGUAUGAUCUGUUCGCCUUUCGUUGGUUUUCUUGCGGAUUACACAAAAUCUGUGAAACGGAUGUUAUUUAUUGGUAUCCUCUCCCUGCUGCCCGUGUUUUUGGUGUUGGCUUAUACCGGCUUAAACACGAUUAUAUGCACCGUCUGGAUUGGAUUAAGUCUUACUGUCUGUGUGAUCUGUUACUGGCCGGUGAUGACCAAAGUAAUCCCGCCACAUUUACUUGGAUCUGGUCUAGGUAUCUGUACGUCUUUGACGGCAAUUGGUGUUGGAACUACAUCCUUUGUUGUCGGUAAAAUUCUUGAACAUGACGAAAGUGUAACUCUCCCAGAGAUGCUUCACCUUUGGCGGAUCACCAUGAUAUAUUUAACCAUGAAUGUUUUCAUGUCUUUCUUCUUCAUCUGUCUUUUCUUCCUCAAGGACAAGAAUCGGGUUGAACCUGAAUUCGUCCAUGCAAGGCUUCGUCCACGAGCCAAGUCCUGUAUUGAUAGGUUUGACAGACGCUUAAACAGGAACGGUUCAUACAACACAUUUGGAGACCUAAAACGCCCAGUGAGAUCAGUGUCCUGUGUAGGAUAUAUUUAACUACCGCAACUGGUCCUGUUUUCACCAGUUUACCGACACCUCAAUUAAGAUAGUUGUUUAUUUAUCGGUUCUAUCGCCCCUCAAAUUCUUUAUAAACGUAUUCUUGAAUAUGCUGUUUUAUUAUUUUUUUGUUCCGUUUUAAUUUCUGAGAGAAUAAUUAACAUUCCAUCUGAAGGUUACACCUCACGUGGACUUUUUUUCGUAUUAUGUCUUAAAUGUAAAAUGUUUCAUGAGAUAUCUGCCAUAUUAUCAAACCCAACCUGUUGUUCCUUUGUUAUUAUACACGUUAUGGUGACACCAUAACAGUGAGAGAAAUGUUAUAUUUUUAUAGUUGUUGCAGAAAAAAAAAAAAACAAACCCACAAAAAUUGAUUAAAUUGAUACAAAUUAGAUUCCGAAAUCCAGUUUCAGUUAUUUUUGUUUAAUUACGUUGUUCUGUUAACGAUAUCACACACAAAAAAACGUAUCGAGCAGCUUAUAAAACUCGUCAAAAUGUACAGAUUGUUAUAAUCAUAAAUGAAUCAAAUAUUUCAUUUAAUUCAUCCUAUUUUCAUCUAUUCAUUUAUUUUGGUAACUGUUAUACGCCAGGGUCCUUAUACUGUAAUGAAGCAACAGCUACCAUCUUAAACAGAAAUGUUAGCAAUCAUUUGAGUCGGCAGCGGAGACGUCUUAUUCGUACAGCAGUUUUCACGGGAGACAACUUUAUACUCAGAGGAGAUAACUUGUGUCAAUAUCAUGAUUUUUUUUUUUUAUCCCGAUUUCUAUUUAGUUCCGUUUCCAUACGGUACCAAUCACCGACAUCAAUAUUAUCGAUGAGAAAGGAAUUUUGCGUUUUUAUUGUUUCAUGAAAUUUACUAAAUUAAUGCCAAUUAUUACUUUCAAAGCCAAGUUUCAAUCAUUUUGUUAAUUACUUCAUUAUUUCUG